Messenger RNA from Paramecium tetraurelia, 1146 nucleotides. RefSeq lists its product as uncharacterized. The record is from RefSeq and is a predicted model, not a curated record. NCBI's taxonomy places the organism in Eukaryota, Ciliophora, Oligohymenophorea, Peniculida, Parameciidae. The transcript is spliced from 3 exons.
AUGGAAGUCAUCUAUUGUUAGGACAAAGAUCAUACUGGAAAUCCACUAAAUUUAUUUUGUUUGGACAAAGAAUGCCAAAAUAAAGGUUUAAUAUGUUCCUUCUGUUUGUUAAACUGUCAUUAAGAACAUGUAAAUAACGUAUUUCCUUUAAAAACAAUCGUACAGAAUCUUAAUAAAGCAAAUAAUCCUAAAAACCAAUAGGAAUUGUAUAACAAAGGGAACUAAAUAUUUGAGAAACAUCAUAAAAUUAAACAAACCUUUCGAUAAAAUCUAAUCCGAAUCAAAGAGAUUCUUAACAAAUUAGAAAAAGAAAUCGAAAAACAAAUUAAAGUCUUAGACUUGGAGGCAGGUUUAUUUGUUGGAGAUGCUUUUGAAAAAUCCAUUUCCGUAUUAAAUAAGUAGAAAUUACAAAAAGAAUAAAUUGAAUAAGCUAUCGAAAAAAUUGAACCUCUGUUAAAGACUUGUGAUGGACAGAUUUGGAUCCUUAGAGAAUCAGAAAUAAAUCAGUCGGCUUAAAAGCUGAUAAAAAUAGCUGAGGUUAUAGAAAGAGAAAGCAAAUAUUGGCUUGAGAAAUGUCUUCUCGAUCUUAAUAGGCUAUAUGAAACUUGUUAAAAUCCAAUUAAAAAAUAAGUCAAAAUACUUACUAGUUAAAACAGAUAUUAGUUGACAUAUGAGUAAUGGAAUUUAAAGGAAACUGAUGCUAUAAGUUUUAGAUCCAAAAAGAAACAUGAUAUAUGGUUAUCAGGAGUUGGCUUGUAUGAAAUUACAACUAGGUCUGGAAUAACCACUUCUCAUUUACGAUUCAAGUAUUUGAAGGUGCAAAUGUCAAUAGGUUUAGCAUUGAUUAAUUGUAUUUUUAGUAAAAAGGUCAUUUAUGAAGAUACAUUCGAUGUAUUACCAAACAUAGAUUAUUGCAAUCACAUAGGGAAAAUGUGCUUUAAUAAGGCUAUUAAGAUUGAAUUUGAUUAGCCCUACACUAUAGCACUUAAACCAAAUUAAAGUUGUUUAAGUUACUACGGCGCAAAUGGUAAGUUAGAAACUGAGGAAUUUCAAUUUUCAGAACCUUCAUUCACUCAAGAGUUUAGUGACAAUUCAACUACUAUAAAUUAACGGCGAGUCAUACCACAUUUCUAUUAUGAAGAAUGA